Messenger RNA from Plasmodium reichenowi, 1848 nucleotides. Its product is annotated as methionine aminopeptidase 2, putative. Gene Ontology annotation, biological process: proteolysis. Bases 1 to 1848 code for a protein of 615 amino acids. Gene Ontology annotation, molecular function: metalloaminopeptidase activity. The record is from RefSeq and is a predicted model, not a curated record. Lineage: Eukaryota; Apicomplexa; Aconoidasida; Haemosporida; Plasmodiidae. The transcript has a single exon.
AUGAAUAAGAACAACAAUAAAGGUAGUGUUAAAAAAAACAAUAAUUCCAAGAAAAAAACAAGCACAAAUAUAAACAAUGUGAACAAUAUAAGUAGUAUAAAAAAUAUAAAGAAUGAACAGAAUAUGAAAAACGGAGAUGUAAAUGAUGAAAUUGCUACUACUAGUAGUAGUAACCAUGUUAAUAUGGUGUUGAAUGAAAAUGAUGAAGGGAUAAAAGAUGUUAAAGUUGUUAAUAAUAUAAAUAUAGAUAACAAAAGAGAAGAUAAUAAUGUUAGAAUAAAUGUACAAGCAGAAGAAACUCUUAAUAAUGAUAGUAAAAAUAAAGAAGCUGAAAAUAAAAUCAAUAUAAAGAAUAAUAAAUCGAACCAGUCGAACCAAUCGAACAAGAAGACGAAGAACAAGAACAACAACAAAAAUAAUAAUAAUAAUAAUAAUAAUAAUAGUACAUCAAAUAAAAAAAACUCCAAGAACAAGAAAAAAGUAGAUAAAUUAGAUUUAAUAUUAAAUGAAUUUAAAAAUGAUAUAAAAAAUGAAAAGGGAGAAAACAACCAAAACGACAAUAUGUUAUUAAACGGUGCUAUAGAAACAAAUAACAAUAAUAAUAAUAAUAAUGGUAAUAAUAGAAUCCAUUUUGAUCAAGAAGAAAUAAAAGAAAUUAAAAAGAAGAUAAUAUUAAAAGAACAUGUGUUAGAAGAACAAGAUAAUAGUUCUAUUAGAUUGUUAAAGAAUUGGCCCCAACUAGAAAAAACGUAUCAGACGAAUCCCCCAUGUAUCCCUAUAGAUAUGAUAUAUGGAAAGGAUGGGAAAUAUCCAGUAGGAGAAAUUUUAGAAUAUAAUAAUUAUGAUUUGAGUGGACAAUCUUUACAAGAAAAAAAAGAAAGAGAAAAAUUAAGUAUUGAUUAUUAUGAAGAUUUAAGAAAAGCUGCUGAAUGUCAUAGACAAGUUCGAAAACAUAUGCAAGCUUUUAUAAAACCUGGAAAAAAAAUGAUUGAUAUAGCACAAGAAACAGAAAGGAAAACGAAAGAAUUAAUACUUGCUCAAAAAUUAAAAUGUGGUUGGGGAUUUCCUACAGGAUGUUCUUUAAAUCAUUGUGCUGCACACUAUACACCAAAUUAUGGAGAUGAAACUGUUUUAAAGUAUGAUGAUGUGUGUAAAUUAGAUUUUGGUGUUCAUGUUAAUGGUUAUAUAAUUGAUUGUGCUUUUACAAUAGCAUUUAAUGAAAAAUAUGAUAAUUUAAUAAAAGCAACACAAGAUGGUACAAAUACAGGAAUUAAAGAAGCUGGUAUAGAUGCUAGAAUGUGUGAUAUUGGAGAAGCCAUACAAGAAGCAAUUGAAUCUUAUGAAAUAGAGUUAAAUCAAAAAAUAUAUCCUAUUAAAGCCAUAAGUAAUUUAAGAGGGCAUUCAAUUAAUAAAUAUAUUAUACAUGGUGGUAAAUGUGUACCCAUAGUUAGACAAAAAGAAAAAAAUGAAAUUAUGGAAGAAGGGGAAUUGUUUGCAAUAGAAACUUUUGCAUCAACUGGUAAAGGAUAUGUAAAUCAUGAAAAUGAAUGUUCACAUUAUAUGAGAAAUCCAGAAAAACAAUUUGUACCCAUAAGAUUAAAUUCAGCUAAAACUUUACUUAAAGUUAUUAAUGAUAAUUUUGAUACACUACCUUUCUGUAAUAGAUGGUUAGAUGAUUUAGGACAAACUAGACAUUUCAUGGCUCUUAAAACCUUAAUAGAUCUAAAUAUUGUUGAACCAUAUCCACCUUUAUGUGAUAUAAAAAAUUCUUUCACUUCUCAGAUGGAGCACACCAUAUUAUUAAGACCAACCUGUAAAGAGGUACUAUCUCGUGGUCCCGACUUUUAA